Molecule: messenger RNA, 1960 nt
Organism: Rattus rattus (black rat)
Lineage: Eukaryota; Metazoa; Chordata; Mammalia; Rodentia; Muridae
Gene: Bid
Product: BH3 interacting domain death agonist
Exons: 5
Coding region: 52-642 (196 amino acids)
Biological process (GO): apoptotic mitochondrial changes; positive regulation of extrinsic apoptotic signaling pathway; positive regulation of intrinsic apoptotic signaling pathway
Cellular component (GO): cytoplasm; cytosol; mitochondrion
Source: RefSeq, a predicted model, not a curated record
GGUUCCCUGGACUCUGUGAGCCAGCGGUGGUUGGAGCUACACGCCUGCGUCAUGGACUCUGAGGUCAGCAAUGGCUCAGGCCUGGGGGCCGAGCACAUCACAAACCUGCUGGUGUUCGGCUUUCUCCGAAACAAUGACCGUGAUUUCCACCAAGAGCUGGAGGUACUGGGGCAGGAGCUGCCCGUGCAGGUUUACCUGGAGGGGGACCGUGAAGACGAGCUGCAGACAGAUGGCAGCCGGGCUAGCCGAUCCUUCUAUCAUGGAAGAAUAGAGCCAGAUUCUGAAAGUCAGGAUGAAGUCAUCCACAACAUUGCCAGGCAUCUCGCCCAAGCAGGUGAUGAACUGGACCACAGCAUCCAGCCCACACUGGUGAGACAACUGGCCGCACAGUUCAUGAACGGCAGCCUCUCAGAGGAAGACAAAAGGAACUGCCUGGCCAAAGCCCUCGACGAGGUGAAGACAUCCUUCCCGAGGGACAUGGAGAACGACAAGGCCAUGCUGAUAAUGACCAUGCUGUUGGCCAAAAAAGUGGCCAGUCACGCACCAUCUCUGCUCCGUGACGUCUUCCGCACGACCGUGAACUUUAUUAACCAGAACCUCUUCUCCUACGUGAGGGACUUGGUUAGAAAUGAGAUGGACUGAGGGUGCCUGCAGAAGCCCGACUGGCUGAACCCCGAUAUGGCAAGAAUUGUGAAGCUGCCUCCAAAGGACUCUACUGUGACUGUAAAAGACACUGGAGUGAAGCCAGGUCCCAGAGAACAGCCGUGUCUCCCUGUUUCCAGGUGGUGGGAAUCCCAAGGGUGACUCACCUAACAUUUCUACACUCGGCUUGAGUGUACCUGAAGGGCUGACGCCAGCUCUGGCAUCCACACCAUGUACCUUUGUCUUACGGCUGUAUGGGUUCCCACUUGGAAAUUAAACCUACAAGCAGGCUGUGAGGCAGAAAAGUGAUUUGUAAUGUGACGUGACUGUGAGAAGCAGCUCUGGAACUCCGUCUUCACCAUGCAGGCGGGCUUCUCUGAGGAGAACGGUGCUAGGAGUGUGACGUCCACCCAGCCUAGUGGACACCCCAGUGCUCACAAGGCCACUACCUGCCUUUGUAAAAGCUGAAUGGCUCUUCUCAAACCGUGGGAAGCCCAACCACCCCACUCCACCCUGCCCAGGGCUUUAGCUGUUCCAGGGGUCAGCUGUUUUCCCAAGACUUCUAUCCCAGUGAAAACAUACUGAAUCGGGCACACGACUUGUCUGUGUGAGGUCAGCUGUUAUCAUCAAGCUCUUGCUAGGGAACGCAAAGAACUGACAGCCUAGUGUCAAGGCAGAAGGAACAGAAGAUCUGAAACAGCCAGUAAUCCAAACGACAAAAGGUGGCUCCCAGUCACGUCCCACACCGUCUUGGUUGUAAAGCAAAGUUGCAAAGAACCAAAGUUCUUUCCCCAGGUAUAACAUCACAGAAGAUUCUGUGUAUCAAAGCCAAGUGUCCCCUUCACUUUUAUCUACAAGGUCUCUCUGUAUCCUCAAAGGUGGGGUCAGUCUUCUGCCAAACUUUCCUAAAGCUGGGGUUGUAGGCACGAGCACCUCAGCCUGCAAGUAGUCUAGGUUUGACCUCGUCCCAGUCAUGGCGGCUGUAAUGGCUUGGGUGUAUUCUGUAACCUGGUGGGUUCUUCUUUAGUGACAUGAUCUUUGUGUGCGUAUAAUUGAGAAAUUAUUUUUAAUUCAGAGAAUAUCUUUCAUUCUGUUCUAAAAAUGUGUGAAUUACUUUAAGUGAUAGAAAUUUGAUUAUUGAGCGGGAGAGAUGGCUCAGUGAUUAAGAGUACCAACUGCUCUUCCAGAGGUCCUGAGUUCAAUUCCCAGCAACCACAUGGUGGCUCACAACCAUCUGUAAUGGGAUCCGAUGCCCUCUUCUGGUGUGUCUGAAGACAGCUAUAGUGUUCUCAUCAUACAUUAAUAAAUAAAUCUUUUU